AUUAUUAUUAUUUUUUAAAUUGUUAAACUUGUUUCAUACUUUCAUUUUCGUUUACUUGCUUCAUCCACUGGAUCUAACACCUAUCUUCAACAGGAAUUUAGCCGAGUGAUGCUUUGCGGUUUGCACAUCCGUCGUCAAUGGCGAACCUCAGGCUCCGCGGCUUUGUCUGGUGGAGAAAAUGGGCGAAGAAGGACUUGGCAACCGCGGCCGUUGCAGUCACCAUCUUCAUCUUUGUUUUCAUCCUCAUCUCCUGUUCAUCGAGAAAUGGGACCAGCGUCUCCCAGCCCUUCGAUCGCCCUACCACUGAUCUCGUCGACUUGACGUUGUCGCACGUCGCUAAGGACAGAGGCGCUUGUAAUUAUUCCCUCUUUACAAACCAGAUCAAUUGACUUUGAAUCUUGGAAUGUGUUUGGAUGGGAGUUUGCCAGGGUACCAUUUUCAGAAGGGUUUUGGAUCCGGGGUUAGCAACUGGCUUCUUCACAUAGAGGGUGGAGGUUGGUGCAGCACAAUUGCAUCAUGUUCUUUUCGUAAAGGGACGGCAUUGGGUUCUUCAAACCAUAUGGAACAUCAAGUUCAUUUUUCUGGAAUUUUAAGCCGAGAUUCAUUGCAGAAUCCUGAUUUCUAUAACUGGAACCGAGUUAAGAUACGCUAUUGCGAUGGUGCAUCUUUUGCUGGACAUCCAGAUAGUGAGUUUAAGAAUGGAACAAAGCUUUUCUUCAGGGGUCAGCUUGUUUGGGAAGCACUUAUGGAUGAGCUCUUAGCAAUGGGAUUGUCUAAUGCAAGACAGGCUCUUCUGUCAGGAUGCUCUGCUGGAGGGCUGGCAACUCUCAUACACUGUGAUGACUUUAGAUAUCUUUUGCCAAAGGAUGCUACUGUCAAGUGUCUUGCUGAUGCUGCUUUUUUCCUUGAUGAGAAAGACAUCGCCGGUCAUCACACAUUGCAAUCUUUCUAUCGCAAUGUUGUCCACCUCCAGGGUGUAGCAAAAAAUUUAAACAAGGAUUGUGUUGCGAAAAUGGAACCAUUUAAGUGUUUCUUUCCUCAAGAAAUUAUUAAAAACAUAAAGACCCCAGUAUUCCUUGUCAACCCGGCUUAUGAUUUUUGGCAGAUACGGAAUGUCUUGGUACCAGAUUCCUCAGAUCCUCGUGGCAACUGGGUACAAUGCAAACUUAAUAUUCGCAACUGUAAUAACAGUGAGACUGAGAUACUCCAAGGUUUCCGUAAUUCUUUGCUAAAAGCACUGAGUGAAUUUCAGCAAAACAAGGAAGGGGGGAUUUUUGUAAACUCUUGCUUUGCUCAUUGCCAGACAUGGAUGGCUGAAACAUGGCAUUCACCCAAUUCUCCUAGGAUUGGCGAUAAGACAAUUGCAGAGUCCGUUGGCGAAUGGUAUUUUAAUCGAGCAGUUAGGCAAAUUGAUUGCCCUUACCCAUGCAAUCCUACCUGCUAGAAUGUGGAUCUUGCUUGAGGUUAGUGAAGGUCAGGACUUCUUAUGCUCUGCUUCUGCCUAUGGUGCCUCCCAAUUCUCAACUUAUUUACCACAAAAAUUUCCCUUUACAUCCCAGCAUCGUUUCAGCAGUUGAAAAUGAUGCAUGAAGCGCUGUUUAUAAUUUCAUACCGUAUAGCUCGGGCUUGGGAAAAUUUUUUGAUGCUCUGUGCGUCAUGGAAUCUCUAGUUUGAAUGAAAAUGGAGCCAUUUGCCUUCAUUGGCGAAGCUGUGGAAUUGAAGAACUCAACAACAUUGUUCUCCUGUUAUCUUCUUGGAUGUUAGGGCUUGCCAUCCACUUUAAGCAUUGGAUUUUUUUUUGUUUUAUUCAUGUGGCGUUUUCUGGACUUGCCAAAUUAAAAUGAGUCAAUUUUUUGUUC
Malania oleifera is the source of this 1859-nucleotide messenger RNA. RefSeq names its product pectin acetylesterase 5-like. The record is from RefSeq and is a predicted model, not a curated record. Gene Ontology annotation, molecular function: hydrolase activity. The coding region runs from base 404 to 1444 and encodes 346 amino acids. NCBI's taxonomy places the organism in Eukaryota, Viridiplantae, Streptophyta, Magnoliopsida, Santalales, Ximeniaceae. The transcript has 12 exons.